Molecule: messenger RNA, 969 nt
Organism: Lolium perenne
Lineage: Eukaryota; Viridiplantae; Streptophyta; Magnoliopsida; Poales; Poaceae
Source: RefSeq, a predicted model, not a curated record
AUGGAUGCGUGGAGGAGGACGGCGGAGCGGCGCCAGGGAAAAGAGGAGCCGGCGGAGGUCGGCGUCAAUCGGAAGGUCAGGGGCGAUGCGGAUAGUGGAAAAUGGUGGCGGGGGUCGCGCGCGGCGGGGGAGGAGCAGGCGCCGCCCUGCCUCCCUGUCUCCGGCGCCUCCCCAGUCUCCGGCGCAUCUCCAGUAUCCAGCGCUACCCCGCCUCCAUCCCCGCCUUCUUGGUCUGCCGACAAUGCCGCCCCGGCCUGCUUCCUCCGCCUGAUGCGCGACCGCUGUUGGGAUUCCCUUUCCCUGCGCCACUGUCACCCUGGACAAGGUCAGCCGCCGCCACCCCCUGCUCCUCCCCGUCCACGCGAAGGCACCGGCGCCACCUGGUCCUACCCAUCGAUGCGAUGGCGCAACGCCGCCGUCCACAGCUCCUCCCGCUCUGACGCGAGGACACCGGCGCAACCUGGUCCUCCCCAUCGAAGCGAGGGCGCGACGCCGCUGCUCCCUGCCCCUCCCCCUCCGGCGCGUGGCCGCCGCUCCGUCCCUGCUCAUCUUCUCCAGCGCAUGGACGCCGCUCCGCCCCUGCUUCUUCCCGACCGAGGAGAGUUCCUCGCGGUUGCGACUGUUGUUCCGAUUGUCAGGGUAGUCAUAUCUUUCAACAAGUUCGUUCGCCUUGUGAAGCCAGAGGAGUUCUUCACGCCAAUGUCGAGCCAGUCAACCUGUCACAUUCAAAAUAAUGCCCUGCUCCCGCCCCACUCCCGCCUCUGCUCCCGCCCGCUCCCGCCCCCACUCCCGCCCCACUCCCGCCUCUGCUCCCGCCCGCUCCCGCCCGCCUCCCGCCCGCCUCCAGCCCGCCUCCCGCCCGCCUACCGCCCGCCUGCCUCCCGCCCCCGGCCCGCCAACGCGCCGCCUCGCCUCCGCCCCGCUCCCGCCUCCAUCUCGCCGCCUACGCGGGCGACACCCGGGCGGUAG